AUGAUUUAAAAAUACAUUAUUAUCUUGCAUAUAUUGAAGUAUUAAUUGAUGUUUAAUAAGGUUGAUUAAUACCUAAUGUACUUAUUAUACUUAAACAUUUUGGGUUGAUGUUGAUUUUGCAAGCCAAUUGACUCUAAUUGAAGAAAAUAAUAUUAUUGAUAUUGGAGAUGGUCUGGAAUUCAACAAAGGUUUAUGGAUCAAUUAUCUUCCUAUGAAUAACUAGAAUGAAGCAUGUAUAGUUAUAAUUUAUAGUAGAAAUUAAUGAUGGAGACAUUUCAGUAAAAUAUCUCAUUUAUUCACUUUUAAAAAGUCAAUGGGCUGAUGAUGUUUUACUAGCAUUUUUAGAAUUAAACUUACAAGACAAUACAAUAUCGUUUAAUAUAUAUAUAAAAAAUAAAAAUCCAAAUCCAGAUGAGCUAUAAUGGUAAUAUUAUUAAUUUAAUAUUAAUUUAUAUACAAUUGAUGGAGAUUGGAUAUUAUUUUAUUAUUAUAUUAAGAAUGGAUAAAUAAAAUUGUAUCUUUAUUCCUUCAACUAAAAUGAUUUUUAAAUUAAAGAAGUUACAUGGAAUGGUGAUUUUACAUAUGUAAUGUAUGAUUAUACAGGUGGCUUUAAUGUUAUUGGAAUAGACAAUAAUUUUUUGAAUUUUAAUAUAUUUCCAGGAAAAAUAUCUAAAGUUUUUCAGACAGAUAUUAAUGUUUUUGAUAAUUUAAAUUACUUUCUGGAAAAUUGUAAUGCAGUAUUUAUUUGCAAUACUGAAACAAUAGAAAUAUUAACUAGUAUUGAAUACUUUAAUGGAGAUCAUAUAGUAGAUGGAGUUAGUUAGUAUGAAAUAUUAAGAAAUUAAUAUAAAAUAUCAGGUUGGGUUAAACAAGAUAAAUCUGGAUAUUCAAUAAUUAAAAAUCAAAUUUUAUUUAGAUUAUCAAUUAAUCAAGACUAGAGUGAUCAUAAUUUGAUUGGAAAUAAACUAUUAUAUGUUAUUUAUAUUUAAAAUGAAUACUAAGAUUUAUUUGGAAUAGAAAUACAUACUUAUAGUUAUGAUAUGCCUAUCAAAUCAAAAACUUAUAUAACAUCUCCAGGAGUAAUUCAAAAAGUACUUGAUAAAAAGUAUAGUGAACUUUUAAAUAAAUGGCAUUUCUUUCAAUUUGAAGUUGGAUCUAAUUUAAAUUAAGGAUAACCUAUUUAUAGAAUCUAUUUUCCAAGUGAAGAUACACAUACUUAAAUUGUUUGGGAUUAAGAAAUACAUUAUUUUAAGAAUACUAUGCUAUAUUAUUAUUUAGGUGGAGAUGAUAUAUAAUAUCACAAUUUUUAAGGAUAUCUAAGUAAUUGGAAAUUGUAAACAUUUUGCUUUGAAUUUGAUUCAACUUUAGAUAUUCCUUGUGAUUACACUUGUUUAACUUGUAAAGGACCUACUAAUUUUGAUUGUUUAAGUUGUCCUAUAAAUUCUCAUAGACUUUAUUCUGAUUUAGGAUAUUCUUGUCUCUGUGAAUAUGGAUUCUAUGAGAUACCUGGAAAUCCAGUUUGUUAAAGUAAUAAAUUAAUAGAUAAUUAGAUUAUUUGGAAGAGAUUUAGACUUUAUAAUUAAUAUAUUAAGAAAAUGAAUGUUAUUUUGAAGGUUAUUUUAAUUGUGAUAAAUAAAAUAUAUUAUGUGAAUAUGGAUACUUUUAAUACAAUAAAUAAUGUAUAAAAUGGUAACUUAUAAAAUUAAUAUUAAGUCCAUUGAAUGAGAAUUACAAAUUCUUAAUGGAUUGUUCAAAUUGUUUAAUUUACCCUGAUUCAUUUGCAUCUACUCUUUUAUGUGAGGAAAAAUAUUUGUCUAAUUCAGAAAGUGAAAUAUUCAUUCGUGAUUGGAAAUAUAUUGAUGAAAAAUAAUUGUAUAUAUUAUAUUUAUUUGAGGUACUAAAUGCAUAUAACUGCUGAUAAUAAGCACUAUUUAUAAAUUAAUGCAGGCUUAACAAAUUACAAAUGUAAAUCAGGUUUAUAUAUGGAUGAAAAUAAUAAUUGCCAAUCAUGUAUUGAAAAUUGUUAGUUUUGUAAUGGACCAUCUACUUAUUUAUGUACUUAAUGUUAUAUGGGAUAUAAAAAAUCUUUAUUUGGAAAUUGUGUAGAAUGUGAAAAUUGUAGACUUUGUUCAACAGAAAAUAAUGAAGAAAUAUGUCUAUUAGCUGCUUUUUGUAAACCACUUCAGUAUUGGAAAGAUAAGAAAUGUUAUAAUUGUGGCCUAUAUUGUUAAACUUGCAAUUAAGAUUAAUGUUUUACUUGCUUUAACGAAACUAAAUACUAUGUACGUUUAGAUAGAUAAAGUUGUGGAAUAUGUUCAAUAGAACAUUGUAAAUAUUGUUUUGAAUAUUUAUAUUGGUAAGGAUAUUAUUAUACUUCAUUUGAAUUCUCAAUUUAUUUAGGCUUUUAUGAUUAAUAUUAGAUUUUUAUUGGAUGUGCUGAAUGUUAUCCAGGUUAUGCAUUUUCCCUUAUAACAAAUAAAUGUGAAAUUUAAUCAGAAGAUACAAAAGAUUGUGAUUCAGGAGUUUAUGAUUAUUAAGAUAAUUUUAUUUGUUUAAAAAGUACUUUAUUAACUACGUCCAUCUAAAAUAUUGAUUGUUCAGAUAUGCUAAAUUGUUAUUAAUGUAUUAAGAAGUACACAAUUGAAAUAAUGAAUUUUUGUGUAGUAUGUUAAGAUGGAUAUUAUUCAGAAUGGCUAACAGGUAUUUGUUAAUCAUGUCCAGAAUCCUGUAAAGUAUGUGUCUAAUAGCAUGGUGAUAGGAAUGAUUAUUGGAAAUCAGAAAUUAAGGCUUUUUAUUUAUAUGUUUUAAAUCCAUCUAAAGAAGAUAAUGAUUUUGAAUACUAUGGAAUUAUCAAAGAAUAAUUACAAGUAUUAUGUCUUUAAUGUUAUAAUAACUAUUUAUUACAUAAAAAUAUCUGUUAUUCAGGAUGCAGCGAAGAUUGUUUGGAUUGUAGAAUUAUUGAAUAAAAUCAAGAACCUAAAAUACUUGCAAAAUGUUUUAAAUGUAGAGCAAAUUAAUAUGGACCAGUAAGAAGUUUAGUAAGUGGAUAAUUAAACAAUUGUUAAAUGUGUGCUCCUUAUUGUUCACUUUGUAUACCUAGGAGCACAGAAGAAAUUAAAAAAAUAAAUGGAUAUUUUAAUAUGGAUUCUCCUUAUAAUUAUUUUACUAAUAAAUGCUUAUUAAAAUCAGAGUCUCAAAAUGAUAUAAUCAAUAUUAUUCCUACUACUUUAAAUGUUAUUAAUUGCAAAGAUUUGAAUAAAUGCAAUAAAUCUAUUGUAAGUCGAUACAAUAUAUAUUGUUCCAAUUAUUAUACUGAUCCUAAUGAUUUAGAAAAAAAACAAAAUUUAUCAUUCCUUAAUACAUUCAUUAUGGGAGAACUUUUAACAUAUGAAAAAUCAGAACUAUUUCUUUAUUUGAAUGAACAAACAAUUCAAGAAUUUACAUAUGAUUUAGAAAUGAAAUGUUAAUAGCCAUGUAUUUAAGAGGCAGGAUUCUACUCAGUGAUAUAAACUAAUUUAUAAAAAAAUGUAUUCCAUUUGGCAAAGGUUAAUAUAAAAGUUUACUCUAAAUCAAAUUAAUGUGCAUUUUUAUAAAGCCGUCCCUUAUACAUAAAUAAUUAUAAAUCUGUGCUAUUUAAAAACAUAUUAUUUUAAUCUGUUUUAUAUGCAAUAUCAUAUGAAUAAAAAGUUGUUGAUGUUGUGUUCUAAAUAAAUAAUUAAUUUGAUACAAUAAUGAUAACAUUUGAAAAUUGUAGUUUUACUUAAAAAAAAAUAGCAAUUCCUAAUUAUCUAACAAUUACAAGUAACAGACCUCAACAUACAAAAUUAUUAAACUUAAAUUUAUACAAUUUAUAAGUUUAAUAGAGUAAAAUCUUUAAUUUAUAACCUACAGAUGAUACUAUUAUAUCUUCAUUAAUUGUUCAUAAUUUUAAGUUAUCUAAUUCUGAAUUUAAGAAUACAACAUUAUUUUAUUUUAAUGCUCUAACCUAUAAUCUCAAAUAUUAAAUAUUAUUUGAAAAUGUGAGUAUAAUCGAUACUAAUUUUACAUAAAACUCAUUUUUUAUUAACCUAGAAUUUGAAAAGUCAUAUUAAAUUGAACAUGUCGAAUUAAGAAAUUUUUAUCUAGAAAAUGUUAUUUUAAAAGAUUAAUCUACUUUUAUUUAUUUAUUAUCUUGUUAAAAUCUAUCACUUACUAAUUUUACUCUUAAAAAUAUAAUAAUGAAUGAUAACUCAGCAUUUCUUUUAUCAAAUAAUUUUACAAUAAAUGAAAUUUCUCUUGAAAACACUUUUUUAAAUUCAAGUUACUUUAUAUCUAAUUAAUAAAGUAAUACUUAUUAAAUCAAUGAAUAUAAAAACACUAAAACAUUUGAAAUAUAUGGAAUCAGAUUAAUAAACAAUAAAUAUUCAAAUGAAAAAUCUUUUAUUUAUCUUAUAAGACGAUUUGAAACUGAAAACAUUGUUUUUAAAAUUUAAAAUUUAUUAUUUUCUAAUAAUAAUUAUUAUAAAUUAGAUUCUGGUACUUAAUAUUUCUAUUUUACAUCCUAUAAAUAGGCUUUAAUUUAUAUUGAAUGUUCAUCUUGUUAAUUUUUAGAUAUAGAAAUUAAAAGGGGUGUCGGUAAUCCAGAGAUUGCAAUUAUGAAAUCAACUAACUUAUUAAUUUAAAAUUUUAAUGUAGAACAAUAUGAUUAAUUACAUAAUAAAGAUAGAUUCUUACAUUCUUCAUUUAAUUGUAUAAGUCAAUAUAACUAUUUGGAUCUCUAUUUUAUAUUAUAUAUUGGUUAAUUUCAUUAAGUUUAUUUAAUGGAAAUCUUAAUUAACAAAUUAAUUGUUAAAGAUUAUCCUUUAAUUCUUUUUGAAGGAUAAAGUUUAACAGAAUAAGUCUUAUCAGGAAUUAUUAUGAUAUAGAAUAGUUAUUUUAAAGAUAAUUUCCUUAUAACUACAAAAUUAAACGUUUAUUCUACUAUUAUUUCAAUUAAAACUUAGUAAUAAACAUAUAUAAAAUUUGAAGAUGUUAAUUUUAUAAAUAAUUGGUUGAAUAAAUAUGAAGAUGAAGUAUAAUUACAUUCAUCUACUACCAUAUUAAUUGAAACAUUUUAAGGUGAAAUCAUUUUAUCAAAUACUAAUUUUACAUCUAAUAUUUUAACUAAUUCCUCAGAUUCAGUAAUGUUUAUUAAAACAUAAAAUCUCAUAUUUCAAGAUUGUCAUUUUAUUAAUUAGAAUAAACUAAAUAUAGAUUUAAUAAGAAAAAAUAUCCUAUUAGAUUUAAAUUAAAACAAUUUAGAAUUACCCUUUGAUAAAAUUUUCCAAAUUCUUUCAUUAGGUGGAAAUGGGAAUUUAUUUGUGAAUUCAUUAAAGUUUUUAGAUAGUAGUAUCAAUAAUUCAAUUGCACUUUAAGGAGGAGGCUUUUAUAUUGCAACUACCUCUUAGGGAGAAAUUUAAAUUAUAAAUUCAUAAUUUGUUAGUACUUAAACAAUUUUAAAUGGAUAUUCAUUUUCAUUAGGCGGAUUAUUAUAUAUAGAUGCUCAAAAUAGUAGAUUGGAUUUUAAAUUAGAGAAUAGUUCAAUCUUUAGAUCUUAUUCUAGAACAGAGGGUGGUGCUAUAUUUAUCAAUCCAUCUCGUAUUGAAAAUUAAAUCACAAUAAAUAAUGUUUCAUUUAUAUCAUCAUUUUCUUUUAAAUACUCAAUAAUGACAUAUUCUCCAAAUUAAUAAUCAUCAAUAUAAUCAAAAAUAAUAUUCAAUAAUUCAAGAUUUUAGAAUAAUUAAUCAGAGUUUAAUUAAUAUAUAAAAUUAGUUGAAGAUUUAUCAACAUAAGAAAUUUAUCCAUAUUAAAUAGACAAUCCUUCAAUUCACAUUUAUUAUUGUGAUUUUACAUUAUUAAAUUCAAUUUUUAGUUAAAUUCAUUAUGCAAAUUUAAUGUAAAUAGAAAAUGGAAAAGAUAUUUUAAUAGAAAAUGUGACUGUUUCAAAUUGUUAAGUUUUCAAUUCACCUUUAAUAAAAAUAUCAUUAUUAAACAGUAAUAUAUAUAUAAUAAUAUUUUAGAUCUACCAGGAUAAUUGGUAAUGAGAAAGAUAAAUAUAUAAUAAAUAACUCAAUACAUUAAUUCUGAUAUUCUUCCAUGUAAAAAUAAUUAAAAAGAGAAGAUUGAUAAAUUAGUAUGUCCAAUAGAUAAUAAUAAAAUUAUUUAUAAACCUGAAAUUGAAUUUUAAUAGGAUGAUCUAACAUAUUAAUUGAAUUGCAAUCUAAAUAUGUUAUAUUCAUAAAUCUCGAAUAAAUUUGCUUUAGUAGAACUUAAAGAUUUUACUUAAUAACAUCAAAUAAAUAUCUUUAAUUUGGAUAUAUCAUUAAAUCUUUGUUAUAAUUGUUAUUAUGGAUUAAUUACAAUUUAAUAAAUUGAAUUUAAUAGUGUAAAUUUAAAAAUCAAUGAAAUAAUUAUGUAAAAUAAUACUUGUGGAAUAAUAGGUUGUUUAUCAAUCUUAAAUAAUUUUGAUGAAAGUAUGCUUGAUUUUUCUGAAUCUUCAAGACUUUUGUCAGAAAGAAAUAUAAACCUUUUAGAGAAUUAUGUAGACUUUAAUAUUUCUGCUAAAAUAACUAAUAGUUUAUUUAAAAAUAAUAAUGCAUCAUAUGGAGGAGGGAGUUUCUUUGCUAAUUUAAAUAUUUAUAUAGAUAAUUGUAUAUUCUUAAAUAAUCUUGCUUAAAAAAGUGGAGGUGCAAUUUAUUUUUUUUCUACUUAAAAUAAACUUUUGUUAACUAAUACAGAAAUAUUAAAUAAUUCUGCUUAAAUAGCAGGAGGUAUAUAUGUAAGUGAUGAAUAUAUUAAUUAACAUAAGGAUUUCAAUUUAUUAUUAAAAGACAAUAUAGGUAAAUAAUUUGCUAAUAAUAUUUUUGAAUAUCCAAUUUAACUUUAAUUUUCCCAAAAAUAAAAUAUUAUCUAAAAUAAUCAAAUUCUUUUAAAAAAUACUACCACAAUAAUUGAUUAAGUUCUUAUUUAGCCUUAUUCAUAUUAUGGUUCAAUUGAAUAAUCAAAAGUAUUAUUAUAUCCUUCAGGAAUCCCUAUAGCAGAAUACUAAUAUUUUGAUUCAAGUACAAAUUAAUAUAUUCCAUAUAAUUUGCAUUUUAGAAUAGUAGCCACAAAUUCAAUCAAUGAAAAAAUGUCAAAUUUAAGUGAAUCUACUUGUUAAAUAUUUGCUUCUAAAAUUGAUACUUCUAUAGUAUAAGAUUAUAACAAUUUAUAAAUAGAUGAAAAAGAGACAUCUCGAUAUUUAUCUAAUAAUAAAUAAUAAUUUAAUACUGAUACAGGAGAUUUCAAUUUUGAUAAUCUUAUUAUAUAUUUUAAUCCAAUUGAAGAAGAUUAGUAUAAUCUUUAAUUAGCAAUAAGAUGUAAAAUAGUUCAAAUACCAUAAUAUAGUGAAGAAUUUCCAUAUAGUAUUACUUCAGUCAUAAAAAAUUAUUUAUUAUUAUUAAAACUUAGAACUUUUAAAUGUUAAUUAGGAGAAUAUUUAAAUAUCAUAUCAGGUGGAUGUGUAUAAUGUGAUAUUUCAUAAAAUUAAUAUUCUGUUUCAUUUAAUGCUUCUAAAUGUGAUACCAAAGAUGAAAUUAAAAUGAAAAAUAUAUAACCAGCCAUGAUUGAAUUAAGACCAGGAUAUUGGAGAGCAUUUUAUUAUAGUAAUUAUAUUGAAGAAUGUUAUCAUUUACAUUUAAAUUGUUUAGGAGGUUGGUUUGCAGGAGAUUCUUCUUGUGCUUUGGGUCAUAUAGGAGCAUUAUGUGAAUAAUGUGAUUUAUAUGAUUUGACAGGAAAUGGAUAAUACUCAUAAAGUAAUAAGUAUGCUUGUUAUAGUUGUGAGGAUAUGGCUGGAAAUUUAGUUAAUAUUGUUAUUGUCAUUUGUUGGACAUUAUUAUCAGUAUUCUUAUCUGUUAAUAGUACUCUUAAAAUGAUUGAAGAUUUGAUUAAAUAUACAAGACUUAGAACUUUAGGUAAAUUUUACUUAUUCGAAUCAGCAUCAACCUCAGUAUUAAUAAAAGUGUUUACAAAUUAUUUAUAAAUUAUUAGUUCUAUAGCUACUUUUUAAUUAUCUAUACCUAAUGGAAUAACUUUAGCUUUUACAUCAGUUGGUAAUCCUAUUGAAUCUAUGGCAUUCUCUUUAGAUUGUUAUUUAGUUCAAGCAAGUGAAGUACCAAUUCAUUAUCUUAGAUUGGUUUGGGGAUUCUUUAUGAUCGGAAUAUACAUUUUUACAUAUUUGUUCAUUCACUUAAUCUUAUAAGUUUUCAUAAAUAAAUAAUAACUUACCAUCACUUUUAUAGUAACUACCUUAAUAUAUAUUUACAUCUAUUUAUCUCCAAAUCUCUUUGGAGGCUUGAUAUCUUUAUUAUCAUAUAGAAGCAUAUCUAAUAUUAAAUGGAUUUCAGCAAAUGUAGCUCACUAAUAUGAGACAUCUUUGCAUUAUAAAUGGCUAAUCAUUUUUGUUACUCCAGCCUUUUUAGUAAUAGGUGUAAUAUUACCUUUAUUUUUUUGGUUUAUAGUCUAUUAUUAUAGGAAACGAUUAGAUGAACCUAAAAUAAGAAAGGUUUGGGGAUAUCUAUACAAUGAAUAUAAAUUAAGUAGUUAUUAUUGGGAGACUAUUAAAAUAAUGUCAAAGGAAUUUAUUAUUUUAGUUUUAAUUUAUUAUGAAGAUUAUAUUCCAAUAAAAGCAUUAUUAAUCUUUUUUAUUUUACAUAUUUAUGGUUAGCUUACAAAUUAAUAUAAACCCUAUUAAAUAGGAGAUUUAAAUAAUAUUGAUUCUUUAUAAACUUCAAUAUGCAAAAUUUCAAUUUUAUUAGCAUCACUGAUAUUUACAGCAUAAAAUUUAAGUAUUAGUGAAGUAAUCUUGCCAUCUUACACAAUCCUAGCUGUAAUUAACUUUGCAUUCACUUUAAAAAUCAUUUAUAAAAUCUUUUUUGCUUAUUUUGAAAAAUUGUAAGUCUAGAUUGAUUCAAUCAAAAUUUAUUUAAGUUAUAGAUUACCUAUUUUUAUUAAAAAAAAUAAAUUCUGUGCUAUUUUACUUAAAAAUACUUCAGAAAGAAAACAAAUUAUUAGAUAAAGAUUUUUAAUGAUUAAAGCCUAUCUCUUAGCAGAAGCAAGAUCACUUAUCUAAUAUAAGGAGUAAUAAAUAAUAUAAAUUAAUUUUAGGUCAUAAAAAUAGACAAGUAAAACAAGUAGAAGAAAAUAUGAUGUUGGUACAUAUGACAAUUAUUCAUCUUCUCCUCUUAACAAGAACAAAAUUGUUAGAUUAAAUACAAACUACAAUUCUUCUAGGUUUACACUUAAUAUAAAAUAAUCUUCUUCAUUAAAUUGA
Molecule: messenger RNA, 9328 nt
Organism: Paramecium primaurelia
Lineage: Eukaryota; Ciliophora; Oligohymenophorea; Peniculida; Parameciidae
Source: the annotation of a GenBank genome assembly